Molecule: messenger RNA, 1284 nt
Organism: Leptinotarsa decemlineata (Colorado potato beetle)
Lineage: Eukaryota; Metazoa; Arthropoda; Insecta; Coleoptera; Chrysomelidae
Source: RefSeq, a predicted model, not a curated record
AGAAUUGACAAAUGACAACGUAAGUUCUGUCAAGAACUUCAGUUCAAUUUGAAAAUUUCUAAUACAAAUCGAAAUCCAAAAUAACAAAUAAUAAUAUCAAUUAAACCCACGCGUCUGGGAAAUUGUAAUAAAAACAUCGUUAUUAGUUUGCUUCUAGAUGUCUUCAGAUGAGAGUGACGCAUUGACUGUAGAGGAAGUGAAUAGAGCUCUAGGAGAAAUAGAGAACAAGUUCUCACUGGUUACUUGCAAAAGAAAUGGAUUAGAUGAAAAUUUAGCGGUGUUAUCAAUGGUAAUUGUUUCUGAAUAUGACUCAGUUGGUCUUCCAACUCUAGACCUUUCGUUAACAAAAUCAAAGAUUUUCCAGCAAGUUGUUAAUAAUGCACGUUCGCUAGUACAGAUUCACAGAAGGACACUGUCUCACAUGAAAGAUGUGAAUGUUGACAACAGAAUCAAUAAUUCCAAGAGCAGUGACUUAUAUAAACUUCUCGAAGAUUAUAAGGUCAAACUUGGGAAUUAUGAAGAGAAAAUCAAAGCUCUGAAGAAUAAAUUGAGCAGUCUUACAGACGAGCAUACACUGUUGAUGAAACAGGAGACUGUACUCAAAAGUGAAAUGGAAAAAAUAAAAAGGUAUCACAUAUCAAAACAAAAUGAACUUAUACUCCAUAUUAAAAAAAUGACAAAAGAAAACCAACGAUUAAGAGAAAUUGCGAGGGCAGAUGUGGGGAUAUACCAGUCACGAGAUGAUGUUACAUUGAAAUUGCUUGGGAAGUAUAAAUGCAAUGAAGAAAUUUAUAAAAGUACAAUUCAGCAGUUGCAAGAAAACAAUAAAGAAUUGUUGAGGGAAGUUAUGGAUCUGAGGGAAGAAAUGGCUCUAGCUCGAAAAUGAAUUUCAACUAAUUACAUGUUUUUUUUUAAUUAUGCGACGAGAAAUGCAAUAACAUUGAUCCAGGCAUUAAGGGAACUGUUGCAGCUCAAGAUGAGUUGAUAUUGAAAUGAUUUUGUCAGUCUCUCACACUCCCAACUAUAAAUUAAUAUCAAUUUAACAUAUGUCUCCCUGUAAUUGUAAAAGUUAUGUUUUCAAAAGUAAUACAAUUGAAUUUUCUUUUGAAAAUCAAAUUCAACUUCUAAAGAUUCAACUUAGAAAUGAGACUGUCUGAAAACAUAUGCAACUACUGCCAAAAUCCACUUAUAAUUACUCACAACCUGUAAUUUUGAUUUUCCCUUUUAUAUAUAUUUAGUGAUAAUCAAACACCAAGUGCCUUAUAAAUAAAGUUUUGUUUUUGA